Molecule: messenger RNA, 771 nt
Organism: Aspergillus thermomutatus
Lineage: Eukaryota; Fungi; Ascomycota; Eurotiomycetes; Eurotiales; Aspergillaceae
Product: HAD family hydrolase
Exons: 2
Coding region: 1-771 (256 amino acids)
Source: RefSeq, a predicted model, not a curated record
AUGGCCGAAAACAAAAAGCCAGUGGGCUUACUCUUCGACAUUGGAGGAGUCGUUUCUCCAUUUCAAGCCAUUCUGGACUACGAGCUUGCAAACAACAUCCCCACAGGAUGGGUAAAUUUCAGCAUCUCGCGCACAUCGCCCAACGGCAGCUGGCACAAGCUUGAGCGAGGCGAGAUCAAACUGGAUGCGGACUUCUUCAAAGCUUUCAACGGAGAUCUACGAGACCCAGAUUUAUGGAAGCAGUUCCAUGAGAGACUGCAAUCCGGUGUGCCAAGAUCGGCACCUCCAUUACCAGAAAUCGAUGCAGAAUGGCUCUUCUGGGAGAUGAUGCGAGUGUCGAGGACACCAGACCCAUACAUGUACCCAGCGCUGCAGAAGCUGAAAGCGUCAGGGCAGUUCAUUAUUGGCGCUCUGUCAAAUACAGUCAUAUUCCCUGAUGGGCAUCCUUAUAACAGCGACUCAAACGGCGUGAAGUCGCAGUUCGACUUCUUCAUCUCAUCAGCGCAUACAGGGCUCAGGAAGCCAGAUCCCAAGAUCUACGCAGCUGCGCUGAAGGAAAUGGACACAUUGGCGAAAAAGAAAGGCUUGCAAGGGGUUGAGCCUUCGGAUGUUGUUUUCCUCGAUGACAUUGGGGAGAACUUGAAGGCCGCAAAGAAGGCUGGAUUGCGAACAAUCAAGGUCAACCUUGGCCGGACACAAGAUUCUAUCAGAGAAUUAGAGAAGAUCACUGGCCUGCAAUUGCUAGACGCUGGGGACAAGGCCAAGCUUUAA